AAAUUAUGACUUCUUUCCAAGUCUCAUCAAAUAUGAUUGGUUGUUUACAAAUAUUUAAUGUCUAUAUCCUUAUAUGAUUGGUUACUUGAAUAUAGCAGAGUAUAACUACCAUACAAUGUCGCGUGUUGAGUCUCUGCUGAUCACAAUAUUAACACAUCGACUUUCCUUUCUUUACAAGUGCGCUUCAUCUCAGACGUGUAUUAAUGUUGGUAUAAUACACUUAUAGUCAAAGUUUUUAAUUUUUAUAAAAAUAUUUAACAAAACAAACGAUUAAAAAAUUGUAAUAUACGUGCAUAUCAUUUCAAAUAUUAUUGUUGGGUAAAAAAGCACGGACCAAAAUGGGCAUACCCAAAUUUUUUAGAUAUAUAAGCGAAAGAUAUCCUUGUCUAAGUGAAAUGUUGAAAAAUUAUCAGAUUCCAGAAUUCGAUAAUUUAUAUUUAGAUAUGAAUGGUAUCAUACAUGCUUGUUCACAUCCAAAUGAUAGUGAUAUAAAUUUUCAAAUUACAAAUGAUGAAAUUUAUAACAAUAUAUUUCAUUAUAUUGAGAUAUUGUUUGGUAUGAUUCAACCUCAAAAGUUAUUUUUUAUUGCAAUUGAUGGUGUAGCCCCAAGAGCCAAAAUUAAUCAACAAAGAGCCCGUCGUUUUAGAACUGCUAAAGCAACAGAACUAUUAGAGGCUGCAGCAAAAGCAGAUGGUGUUGAAGUAACACCACAAUUAUUUGAUUCUAAUUGUAUUACACCAGGAACAGUUUUUAUGUCUGAAAUUAGUAAGCGAUUAAGAUAUUUUAUUACGUACAAAGUCUCAACAGAUAAACUUUGGCAAAAAUGCAAGAUUUUAUUUAGUGGUCCAGAGGUUGUAGGAGAAGGAGAACAUAAAAUAAUGGAUUAUAUACGACAUUUAAAAUCACAAGUAGACUAUGAUCCUAAUAUUAGGCAUUGCUUAUAUGGCCUAGAUGCAGAUUUAAUCAUGUUAGGUCUUUGUACACAUGAACGUAAUUUUUCAUUACUAAGAGAAGAAAUAAAAUUUGGCAAGAAACAAAAAAAGGUUUUAACACCUGAGGAAACAAAAUUUUGUCUUCUUCAUCUAUCAUUAUUAAGGGAAUAUUUAAGUCAUGAAUUUUCUCCUAUUAAAGAUAAAUUGCCUUUUCCUUUUGAUAUUGAACAUAUAAUCGAUGAUUGGGUAUUAAUGGGUUUUCUUGUGGGAAAUGACUUUAUACCUAAUUUACCAAAUUUACAUAUUGCAAAUGGGGCAUUACCAAUUUUGUAUCAUGCAUAUAUGGAAGUUCUACCAACUUUAGAAGGUUAUAUAAAUGAAUCAGGAACACUAAGAUUAGAUCGUUUUGAAAUAUUCAUGGAACGACUAAGUCGCAUUGACAUAAAGAAUUUUGCAGACUAUUACUGUGAUCUCAAAUAUUUAGAAGCUAAAAUAAAUAAAAAUAAGACUACAGAAAAUGAAGAACAAAUUUCUCAAAAAAACGAGGAUUUAUCUAAAAAUUGUUUUCCUUUAAUAAAAGUAGGCAAUUUACUAAAAUUAUCCAUGAAUAUGGAAAUGCAAGAUGCAGAAGAAGAAAAAAAAAAAUAUUCUCGUGAUGAUGGAUUAAAUUAUGAAUCUGAUAGUGAUACAUAUAAUAUGGAAUUUAUUUUACACAAACGAGAUUAUUACAUGAAUAAAUUAGAAUAUGAAGAUGUUAAUGAAGAUGUUUUGCGCUCCCAAGCAGAAUGCUAUGUUAGAGCUAUUCAGUGGAAUUUGCAUUACUAUUAUGAUGGAUGCUGCAGUUGGUCUUGGUAUUAUCCACACCAUUAUGCUCCAUAUAUCUCGGAUAUAAAAGGUUUUAAAGACUUAAAAUUGGAUUUUGAAUUGGGAGAACCAUUCCAACCUUUUCAACAAUUAUUAGCAGUAUUACCGCCUUAUAGUAAAAAAUUACUACCAGAAGCAUUGCAAUCAUUAUUAACUGAAGAACAAUCACCUAUUAUUGAUUAUUAUCCUUCUGAGUUUAAAACUGAUUUAAAUGGCAAGAAACAAGACUGGGAAGCUAUUGUACUUAUACCAUUUAUUGAUGAAAAAAUUUUAAUGAAGGCCAUGGAGCCCUAUUAUACAAAAUUGACAGUUGAAGAACAUGAAAGAAAUAAACAUGGUCCAAUGUAUAUGUAUUCAUAUGAUAAAGAGAUAUUAGGUUUAUGCCAUACACCUAGAAAUUUACCUGUAACUGAGAAUCAUGCUCAAGUGAAAAUAAUAAAUUGUGAAGAUAUCUAUGUUCCUAAAGACAAAUUAGUAAAAGGAUUACAUCCACGUAUUAAAUUAGAUUUACAUUUUCCUGGAUUUCCCACUCUAAAAUAUAUAAAACAUACAGCAAAUUUAAAGAAAGCUAAGGUGAAAGUAUUUGAACAACCAUCAAGAGGUGAAAAUAUGAUUUUAUAUAUACAACAACAAGAAGAACCAAAUUUAAAACAACUUGCUGCCUCUUUAUUACAUAAAAACAUCUUUGUGGAGUGGCCUUAUCUACGAGAAGCUCAUGUUGUUGGUAUAUCUAAUCUUAAAUGGAGAAUAAAUUUAAAGAAUCCACAAAUAGGAUAUUCUUCUGACAAUAUAGUGGAGGAAGAAUUAAAAGGAGCUUGUGCAGUUCAAUGGACUUCGGAAAUAAAAUCUAUUGUUGAAACGUAUAAAAAUCGUUUUGGUAUAGACGUUGGCAAAACUAAUAUUUUGGUCCAUGCACAACCAUUAAUAGGCAGUAAAUACAUUUUUGCAGCACAAGGAAAACUGUCUCUAGAAAAACAGUGGCAAGAAGUGCCAACGUUUUAUGCUUAUCAAACUAUAGUUAAAGAUAUUUCUACAUAUUGUAUAAAUCCCUUAUUGUAUAAAACAAUUGAUGAAAUAUUUGUACCAGGAAAUAAUUGCUUCAUGUUAGGCCAUCCACAUUAUGGUGCAAUGGGAGAGGUUAUUAGUUCAAAGACUAGUAUAAACUCUGGCAGGAUAAAAAUAUAUGUGAAAGUUGUAAUUGAACCAGAUUUAACUAUGGUGAAACAAGCAUAUGCAGAAUCAAAAAUACAAUAUAUUUAUGGAAGUACAGCUGCUCAGCGACUAGGAAUAAGCAGCCAUCUUUUAAGUAGAAUUACUGGGACAAUUUAUAUUAUGCAGAACAAUAUAAACGAAAUUAUUAACGUCGGAUUAAAUCUAAAAUUUAAUAAAAAGAAUGAAGAAAUACCAGGCUAUACCAAAAAAGAAAAUGGUCAAUGGUUGUAUAGUACAAAAGCUGUUGAUCUUAUACGUGAUUAUAUGGCAAAGUGCCCCCGUUUGUUUGAACGAUUGGCUCAAAAUAUUACAAAUGAUGUUUUUAAUGAAGAUGAAUUAUUUGAUAAAUCAUCAAGUGAAUUAAGUAGUAUAAUAGCUUGGUUAAAAGAGCAACAUUUCCGAGGAGUAGAGAGUCGUGCAUGUGGAGCAAAUAUACUCGAAGCAGAUAUAGUACAAAAACUAGAAAAAGAAGUGGACAGAUAUUAUGAAAUGUAUAAUGAUUCAAACAAAGUAGUCGUAAUGCAAGUGAAGCCACAAUUACUUUUUAAACCUGAACUAUAUUCACGUCAGCUUCCACCCGAUCCAAAAUCUCAUACAAAACUAUUCGAUAGAAUUGUUUGUAUCAGAGGAAGCUUUACUGUACCUAUUGGUUAUAAAGGAACUAUUAUAGGAAUUCAGAAAACGAAGGCAAUUAUAGAAAGUGUUUAUGAUGUCUUAUUUGAUAAAUCAUUUUUAGGUGGACUAACGUUCAAUGGAUGUUCCGAGCAUCGUGGAUAUAAGUUAUCAAUUACUGACUUUAUUAAUAUUAGUCAUGGCGAACGAAUAGAACGUGGAAAAUCGGGGGUAGAAAAUACAUCCAUUGAAACAACAGAUUCUUGGAGACGAUAUCAAAAUGCAAAAAAUCAAGUACACAGUGGUGUUAAACCCAUAACACAACAUAAGCCUUCCUACGAAUUACAACAUGCUUCGAAACAACUAUCCUCCGAAUUUCAGCAAUUAUGGAAUGACUUGCAUAAAAUAGAGGAUUCAAGCGGAUCUUCGAAAACUUCAACCAUGACUAUCGUAAAAUCUAAUGAAAUCAGUAAACAAAACAGUAAACAAAUAUCACAAGAUCCCAGCGCUUUUUUGAAAGAAGUGCUGAAAAUUUCUGAUGACAACACGCUGAUAAAUUUGCCAACUAAAUCAAGUGGUACUUCCGCGAAUAAAAAUCAAUCCCAAAUCCAUAAAUCAUCGGAUGCCCCACCAUUAGUUCAAAAGUUAUUUGAUUACGCUAGACAAAAGAGAAACGAGGCAAAAGACGAAAAAAAUUCUAUUUGGUAUUGUUCACACUUAUUAAAUCAUUAUCAAAUACUUGGUAUGGGUCUACCAAGAUAUGAUUAUUUUUUAAAUGAACAAACGAAUUUGAUACAAGCUCAAAUUCUUCUACCAGAUGCAAAAGUAUAUUUAGGUGAUCCUUGUUUGACUCAUGCACAAGCAGCAGAAAAUGCAGCAAGAAAAGUAUAUGAGGAAUUAAAUUUAGAUAAAGUACAGAAGCCUGAUAUGAAACUUUUAUUAAAACCUCCGUCGCAACAAUGGGUCAAUAUGCGGCAAAAUAGUUCCUGGUCACAAAACAUAAGACCUCCCAUGGUAUUACCAUAUAUAUCGAAACCUUAUCAAACUACUGAAAAUCCAGUGGCACAUUGUUCAAAAUGGAAUGUGAAAAUGCAACAAAAUCCAGGAUUUGCCCAUAUGCCACCUCAUAAUAGUCAAAUUAAAGUACAGACGAAACAGAAGACAAAAGAAUCUAAAUCGGAAGUAAAAAACAGUACAUCGUUCGUACCGUUGCAAGCCCAAAAGAAAAGUAGAAACGUUAAUACAAAACAAACUAACAAAGAAACAACGCAGAAUCAUGCAAACAAUACUCAGUCGAGUAAACAAUCAGCAAAGCAACAAGAGAAGAAAGAAACAACAUUCCCUAAGCCUCCAAAAACAUCAAACAAAACUAUUGAGAAAGAAGCACGUGUACAAAACAAUUUACAAUCAUCGCCAAAAUUACAAAAAUCUGAACGACCUAAACGGUCACGCGUUGCUGCCAAAUUUGUUUCACCUCCAGCGACAAAUGGAAGUGAACAGUAAAGACUUUAAUUCAAGGGGUUUAGGGUUACGUAAUGUAUGUAGAUAUAGUUGUAUUUAUCCAAUAGAACUCAUUCUUUUUUUUUCUGCAAGAUGUGUAAUGCAUUAUCGAUGACUCAUUUCUUUCAGCGAUUCUUAUAAAACAUUUCUUUGUCUCAUUUUAAAGUCUCAGUAUACAAAUUAAAGUUCUCCGUCCGAAUGCGUAUGCUUGUACGGUAACUAUUUGUAAACAGAGGUUUAAAAAUGCUCAUAUGGUAACACAAUUUAGUUAUUGUAUUAUAUGUAACAGUAAGGAAGUAUAUGUGAUUUUUUGUCAUUCAUAAAUAACAUAUAUUUUACGUUAAAUCAACAUUCAUUGCUUUUAGGAAAUAUUUACAAAAAUUGUAAUUACGAAAACAAUCAUAUUUUAGUUAGAAUUUGUAUCAAUGAGAAUGUAAUUAUUAUUAUAUAUAUGUAAUUAAAACUUUUAUUUUAUGUAUUAUAAACAAUGAGAUUAAUGAGAGUAGUCUUAAUUCAGACUAUCGAUAUUUUCGUUUCUGGCAUGUAAUGGAUAAAAAAAGAAGAUCAAGAUAAAUUUUACAUUUAAUACUUUGAGAUUAUUUGAAUGUAAAAAAUUUAUAAUAUAUGAUCUCUACAAAUUGCAGAAUA
Molecule: messenger RNA, 5768 nt
Organism: Vespula pensylvanica (western yellowjacket)
Lineage: Eukaryota; Metazoa; Arthropoda; Insecta; Hymenoptera; Vespidae
Gene: pcm
Product: 5'-3' exoribonuclease 1
Exons: 18
Coding region: 339-5123 (1594 amino acids)
Biological process (GO): rRNA catabolic process; nuclear-transcribed mRNA catabolic process
Cellular component (GO): nucleus
Molecular function (GO): RNA binding; 5'-3' RNA exonuclease activity
Source: RefSeq, a predicted model, not a curated record